This is a messenger RNA of Closterium sp. NIES-65, 654 nucleotides long. The record is from the annotation of a GenBank genome assembly. Lineage: Eukaryota; Viridiplantae; Streptophyta; Zygnematophyceae; Desmidiales; Closteriaceae.
AUGAAGAUGCCAAGAUCAAGAGCAUGCAUGAUCUCGAUAAGAAGUGCCCUGUACGGGUUGCCGACAUCCGUUCCGCCCAAGGCCAACCCCCAUAUUGCUGCCUUGAAGAGAUGCUGUAAAUCUCUGUCCUCCCAUCUCCCUCCCUCUCAUCCCUCCUCACUCCCAUCUCUGUCCUCCCUUCUUCCUUCUUCUCUUCCCUCCUCACUCCCAUCUCUCUCCACCAAUCUUCCUCCCUUCUUCCUCCCUCGCUUCCCUCCUCACUCCCAUCUCUGUCCUCCCUUCUUCCGUCUUCUCUUCCCUCCUCACUGCCAUCUCUCUCCUCCAAUCUUCCUCCCUCUCUUCCCUCCUCACUCCCAUCUCUCUCCUUCCUUCUUCCCUCUGAUCCAUUCUCUCUCCAGUCCUCGUCCUACCUUCUUCCUCACUCUCAUCCCUCCUCACUCCCAUCUCUGUCCUCGCUUCUUCCUCCUCAUCCCUCCUCACUCCCAUCUCUGUCCUCACAUCUUCCUCCCUGUAAAUCCCUCCUCACUCCCAUCUAUAUCCUCCCUUCUUCCUCCCUCUCAUCCCUCCUCACUCUCAACUCUAUCCUACCUUCUUCCUCUCUCUCAUCCCUCCUCACUCUCAUCUCUGUCAUCUCGUCUCCCUCCCUCACCUUGA